AUGAACACCACAAAAGACGCAAAACAAGAGAAACGAGGUUUCUGGAGCAACCUCUUCCGCUCGCGAAGCUCCAAGGGCAAAAAUGCAAAACUUGAAAAGAACCACCCCAAGAAGACCACAGGGGACAGUCCAGAUGGAGACGUUCAUGUCCCAGCCACUCGGAGAACACCUCCUGGGCUUCGCCGGCCAGGCCCUACCCAAGUCCGGCAGCCAGGUCCCAUUCCGGUGCAGGAACAGCAGCCAGCGAGAUACCAGAAAGAGAAGGUCUCGGCGCCUGCUAAUGGCGGCAAUCAAGCGGCAGUCUACCAAUACCCUGACAGGGCCAUGUCCAAGUCCGCCGGCGGCACAAAGCGUGCAAAGGGCAAGGCAAGCCCCGCGCCGAAAAGCAACGGGACUUCCUACUCCUCUGUUCCAGUCAGCCCGUUAACCGAGUGGCCUCCGAACAACAUCCCCGCCGACACAGAACUCCCUCUGGGAGGGGCCAUUGAGUACAUUUCCCGGGGUGCACCUGUCUACAGCGGCUUCCGAAAGGACGUUCCGCACAUGUCCGACCAGUACUUUACCCUCUACAGCACAUCGACGGGAAACCAGAAGACAUCGGGCGCAAGUCGAAGCGGACGACAUAGCAGAGAUGGGGAUCGCGAUCGUGACAGGGGACGAGGCGACCGCCGCGGGGAGAGGGAUGUGGACAGGAACAACAGCAACAACGGCGACAUCUCGACGGACGGCAUAGAUCUACACAACUCCAUGACGCAGUUCAUGACAAUGCGCAUCAACCAAGGGCCAGGCUCUUCUGCGAGUUCAUCUCAAACUCCACUCUCGCCUUGGGACACACUCGAGCAGCCAAGCUUCGCAUUUUGCUUUGGCCGACGGCCGGGCACCAUUACCCUGAACCAUUGGGCCGGCCUCUCUGGAUCCUUGCCGCCGACGAUUGCCCUGCGCGACUCCGGGGUCCGCCCGCGCGACGUCAACCUCACACAGAUAUGCCAGCGACUACGAGACAUCCAACUGAAUGGCCUAUGCGAAGACGACGAGGACCGCCUUUACCGCAACCUAUAUCGCCGCCUCUUAAGAGAUCCCGACCGAAUGUUUGGCCCCCACCGUACUUUGGACAAGCAGAUUACCGAUCUAAUCUUGGUGUUGUCACGCCCCGACUACUGGAUCGACUUUACGGUUCCGCGCAACCAGGUCGCCACCCGUUUUAUUUUUGACACCGGCCACUCCAACCAUGAGCAGUAUCAACGGUUCUUCCACCAGCUACUGCUCAGCAUCGAACUCGACCUUCGCAUCUCGUCCCGCCACCACAGCGACUGGGCCAAGGAGAAACUUCUCCAGCAACUCCCGCCGUCGCUCCAGUGGGACCUGGCCCUCGCCCGUCGCUGGCAGGACAACAUCCGCGUGGAUGCCUAUGGAAAAUCGGCCGAUCAAGUGAAACUUCGACUCAAGCUCAAGAACCGCCAAGUCCGCAUGUUCAAACGCUUUGCCGGCAUGAUGAAGUGGCCCAACUACGCGGCGACCGUAGCCAACUUGAAGCAGCGCGAUGCCGAUGGCAGCCUCACCUCUAUCAGCUCGCAUGCCAUGGCCUUUUUCAGUGGCCUUGUACUACCCGGGCCGACGUUCCCAUUUACAAUCAUGAACGCCCUCAUCGACGUCGAUCCCGACCAAGCCACCGACGAUCUGUCUUUGCUCACCCAUUUGCAUCCCAAUUGCGGUUUCCAGUACCGCAACAGCUACACAUACUGGACGUCAACGUGUAUUGUCGGCAAGGUGUUGGCGCCAACUUGCCGGGAGCUUGCCGGCUGGAUCGGCCCUGCCCGCCCAACGGUCGAUCUCGGCCGGUCACAGAUUGCCCGCAUUCGGACCCGACGACCACGACAGGACCUCUCGCCAGACGAUGCGCUCACGAUGGCCGAACGCUCCGACCCACUUGGACCGCCUGCCGAAGUCUUCCCCGUCAAGGAAUACAAUCUUGUUUCGGCGGACUCGUCGGACGUCGUAGACACCGUUCGUAUUGAGCUAUUGACUCUCCGUCCUGCUGCUACGCCAGGUCCCUCAACAGGCGCCAGCCCGGCUUCGGCCGGCUCCGGCUCUCUGCCACCACCCUCGACAGCUGGCACACCUGUUCCAGGCAGCAGCACUGCCCCUCGCUGGUUCGACGCCUCCGUCCAGUUUGCCAUUGACGGCAUAUCGUGGCCGAUGCGCCUUAACUACGAUGUUUCCUUUGUUUGUGCGUGGCCUUGCUCCAACAAGCCGCAUCCGCUCUUUUUUGAUUACGUAUACGAUGUCGUCAAGGCCGACGAGAUUGUCAACGUCCACGACUGGGCCACGCCUUGCCCGUCCCCCGGUACGGCCGCUGCGACAGCGCAUUCCGCCCACGCCCGGAACCAGACGGUGCCACCGACAGUCCGCUUUGGGGGUGCAGGUAUCCCUGGCCCUCGCUACCCAUCCGUCUCGAAGGACGGGGACGACGAAAAGGUUCUCGUAGUGGAGGCAUUUGGCGUGCCGGACAACGAAGUCCUGGCACGUGCAUGGUGCUCGCAUUGGGGGCUCAGUGCCAUUGUGGCUGAUGUGAAGGAGACUUGCUUGGCAUGCGCCAUCCGAGAAGCAUAUGCCGCCACAAUAACGGUAGUCAUCCUCGUGGAAGGCCAGCCGGCCUACGGUGACGACUAA
Messenger RNA from Sporothrix brasiliensis 5110, 2670 nucleotides. RefSeq lists its product as uncharacterized. Lineage: Eukaryota; Fungi; Ascomycota; Sordariomycetes; Ophiostomatales; Ophiostomataceae. Bases 1 to 2670 code for a protein of 889 amino acids. The transcript has 4 exons. The record is from RefSeq and is a predicted model, not a curated record.